Molecule: messenger RNA, 6857 nt
Organism: Rhincodon typus (whale shark)
Lineage: Eukaryota; Metazoa; Chordata; Chondrichthyes; Orectolobiformes; Rhincodontidae
Gene: parp14rs1
Product: poly(ADP-ribose) polymerase family member 14-related sequence 1
Exons: 11
Coding region: 525-5129 (1534 amino acids)
Biological process (GO): negative regulation of gene expression
Cellular component (GO): cytoplasm; nucleus
Molecular function (GO): transcription corepressor activity; nucleic acid binding; NAD+ poly-ADP-ribosyltransferase activity
Source: RefSeq, a predicted model, not a curated record
CUCCUCCAGCUCCAAACUGUGCUAUCUCUAACUCCAGCAUCUGCAGUUCUUGCUAUCUCUGAUAUCAUUUUCGGCCGUUUUGGCCGGCCCACACACGGAUGCAGCGAAGCAUGAGGGUGAAUUGUUAUUAUAUAAACCAGUAGACAUUAUCUUUACACAAUCCUUACAUGGUUUUGUAACCUUGGGCAGACGGCUGAGGUCGUGCCAAAUGGUGGAUGUAAAUUUGGAACCGUUGUAAAAAUACUGCGCGAUUAAGGAUUGCGAGAUCAUUCCUCACGUCAACUAAAACCGUCAGAAGUGUUCGACUGGAAGCAAUUGCAAAUAUAAAAGCUUACAGUUUCAAAAUUACGGAAUUUGCAAGCCAUAUGUAGCCAGAUUAUAAGGGAGACGCAUUGUGGAACUUAAUUUUAGAAAUGUCAUUCCAAAAGAAUCUGUAAACAGCUUGGACUAAAGUUUCGUUUUGCGAGAAACGAAAGUGAAACGGUUCGAAAAAACAUCGCAGAGUUCCCAUUCGCCUGUGAGCGAUGGCGGCGAGUGCUAACUAUCCAUACCCUGUCCUGGUUGAAGGGGACUGGGCUCCAGACAUCGCUAAAGUUUUGAAAACUAAACUUCAGGUUUAUUUCCAAAGUAGAAAAAAAUCGAAUGGCGGAGACUGCGUCGUGGAAUUCGACGAUCUCUCUGAAAAACAAGUAGUGGUUUGGUUCGCCUCUCAGCAAACAAGAUGCCAAGUGUUGGAGAAAGAAACACAUGAAGUCGAUAUGCAAAAGAGAGGGAAAAUUCACUUAACUGUCAAACCUCUACCUCAAGCAGAUGGGGACUGGGUCACAACACCACAACUGACUCCAGGACAGUCUGACCAGGAUACUGUAAGAAAACUACGCAAGACAGAAAAAGGUCCUCAGGCAGUGUUGAACCAAGAAGCCCAUUCAGCGGAGAAUGAUCAAUUAAUGAGGAGACUUCAUGAAGAUAAGCGUGAAGAUCCUGCACAAUCCUCAGCUGUAGUGUUACAAAAUCUUCCCAAAAACACCACAUGUGAAAUGCUAAAUCUGCUAAUUGAAAAUUUUACUGGAUUAACUGAAGAAACUGGUCAUUUCAGUCUGGAAAUAUUGAAUGAAACGAAUAUGGCAGUUGUGAUUUUCAAAACUAACAUUGACAUCAAUGACUUCAUUGAAAAGUGCUCCAGAAAAGUAUUGAGUAACAACCAAAAUAUUAUGGCACGGCAGCUGGAGAUGACAACAAGUGUGAGAGUGGAGAACCUACCUUCCAAUAUCAGUAACCAAUUCUUAAAACUGUACUUUGAAAGUUCGAAAAAUGGAUGUGGAGAAGUGACUGACAUUGAAAUGAUGUCUGAGGACGAUGUAGCAAUUGUUUCUUUUGGAGAUUCUAAUGUUCUGGAUACCAUCUUGGCUAAAACACAUGUUAUUGAAAAAACUCCAAUCUAUGUCUAUCCCUACUACAAGAGUUUGGGUUCAGCUUUAUAUGGCAACAAAAGACCAGUUGUGAAAAUGCCUGAUCCCUUCACCUUCAAGUUGGAUCCCUACAUCUUCCAAUUUCUUCAAAAGGAUAGAAGGCGAAUUGCGGAAAUCAAAGACAAAAUGUCAGUGCAUCAUUGUAACAUUGCAUUGUUAGACACAGACUUGUCAAACUCUAUCAAGAUAUCUCCAACAUUUUCAGGACAAGAAACUUCAUUAAAAAAACUUGUAAAGAAUUGGAAACAGUUGGCUUCAGAUAAUUUAACUGGUAUCCUGUCAAAAUACAAAACCAUUAAUAAUAGCGUGAGGCGACGUACCUGGGAAAAAAUUCAGGGAGAUUUUAAGCAGCAUUUGAACCAAAAUAUUGUUGUUGUACCAGCUAUUUCAAAUGAACAAGUAAUAGUUGCUGGAGAUUCUGACAGCGUAGAUAUUUUUCAACAAGAAUUCAAAUCACUCGUGGAUAGAGUCACUGAAGAAUUGGAAAGGGAGAAACAAAGUGUGACCGAGAAAGUGAAUUGUGAUCCUGCUAAAUGUAAUCUUUUAUUAAGCACUGAUCUUGAAAAGUGUGUUUCCACAAUGUUUCCCAACCUUACCAUGGAAUACAAUACAUCUGCAGGUGAUAUUACAUUAUAUGGUUUACCUAAAGAUGUUUUUGCUGCCAAAAGUAAAAUAUUGGAAGAACUUGUUCAAAUAAAAACAAAAAAACUUGAUAUGAACCCCCAUCUUAUUGAUUUCCUACAACGACUAGAUUCUAAUGAAGUUUCCUGCUGCUUGUUCAUAUCAAAUGGAAUCAACGCUAUGUAUGACAUUCAAGAUAACUGUGUCUUACUCAUAGGAAUUAAGGAUUCCUUUUUAUGUGCAGCAGAGGAACAGAUCAAAAAACGUCUGAAUUUCAAACGUAUUAAGGUGGAAGAUUCAAGAGUCAUUGGAAUGCCUGAGUGGGCACAACUGAAACAAAAAUUGGUCACCAAGCUAAAUUCUCCCAUGAUACAAGUUGAAAUCAAAGUGAUGACAAUGGACGAGCAUUUGGAGAUCAUUAUCUCUGGCUAUUCUAGUGCUGUCAUGGAUGUUUUUGAAAUGCUUUCAGAUUUUGUUACGAAAAACACAAUCAUUCAAAAACAAGUUCCCUUGAAAUCUGCUGGAGUCCUGCAGUUUUUGAUGGAUGUUAGGAAACUUGAUCUUUUCCACACAGCACCAAAGGACCUGAAAAUACGAGUUAAUGUUGAGGAAAAUGGUUCAAGUGUGUUACUAUCUGGUCCCCAAGUAUAUGUCCUUCAAAUGGAGAAUUACCUUUUAAGUGAAGCUACCACAGUAAUUAGUUCUUUCUUUGAAAUUGCCAAACCGGGAACAAAGAAGAUUUUCAAAGAAAAAGAAGAUAUGUAUGUUUCUACACUAAUGCAUAAAUUUGAUUGCAUUCUAAAGAUGAUUGAAUCUGGUAACUUUGGGGACAGUGCUAAAUUGGGCCGAAGUCACUAUAAAGUGCAGUUACCUCGUGGACCCUUGGUAACUGUUUAUAGAGGAGACCUCUGCAAGAGUGAAGUUGAUGUGGUUGUCAAUGCAGCAAAUGAAGAUCUGCAGCACAUUGGAGGCCUUGCAGCAGCUCUACUAAAAGCAGCUGGCUCAACAUUGCAAACUCAGUGCAAUUGGAUUGUUAAGGAACAAGGAUCCCUUGCACCUGGAGAUGCAGUUAUUACAAGUGCUGGUAAACUACCAUGUUCCAGAGUAAUUCAUGCAGUUGGUCCAAGAUGGGUGGGAGCUGAUGCAGACACAUCUAAGAAAUGCUUAAGGAAGGCCAUAAUCCAAAGUUUGUGUCUUGCAGAAGCCCACAAUUUGAAGACAAUAGCAAUUCCUGCUAUUAGUUCAGGAAUAUUUGGAUUUCCAUUGAAUUUAUGUGCAGAAGUAAUUGUCAGAUCAAUAAGAGAGCACUGUGUCGAUUCACAGGGUGGCAGUGCACUAAAAGCAAUCCAUUUAGUAAAUCAUGAUGAACAAACAGUUCGUGCCAUUUCAGUUGCAGUUCAGAAAAUUCUGGGUGAAUUCGCACUUACUGGACCUACUCCCACACAGCCAAAAAGGCUUAACAGUGGCAGCAAGAUAAACAUCAGAAGCAUGAACUGUGUGCAUGAAGCCCAGACAAAGGAAGGUCUAAAUGUUUUUGUUCUCAAAGGCGGAAUUCAAGAUGUAGCUGUAAGACAAGGACGAGUAAACCCUUCCCAAGUUGCCAAUGCAAUGAUUGAUUCAGUCUGUGAUUUUGUAAACAGAAAAUCUUCAACUUAUUUGCAGAAGAUUCGCAUUGUUAUUUUCCAACCACAAAUGUUCAGUGAAUUUCAGAACAGUCUGCAAAAACGUGAAAGGUCCAAUCUUCCGGAAUCAGAAUCUUUCUGGAAUAAAGCAAAAAAUGCAGUAACAGGACUUUUUUGGACUGAUCAAAGUAAAGAGAAGAAACAACAUUUUACUGAAAACCAUAUUGUAUUCAAAGAUCAGAUAGAUCCUGUUCUGUUUGAAAUCUGUGGAGCAAGCGAGCUAAUUGUAGAAAAGGCGAAAUCCUUUUUACAAUGUUUAAUUUUAAAAGAACAUGAUGAGAAAAUCAUUUACAGCGAUGACUUAUUUCAGUUCUCUGAAAAAGAAGAAGAAGAAUUAACUGCACUCCAGAAGAAACUGCAAAUCACAGUAGAGUUGAAACUUAAACCAUCUGGAGCUGAGGCCAUUGUUCGUGGCGCUGCUAAGGAUGUUUCAUCUGCUUAUUCUAAAAUUCAAGAAAUGAUUAAUAAUCUCAGAGUAAAAGAAUCCAGAAGAAGAGAUGAAGAACUUCUCAACAAUUUGGUGCAAUGGCACUUUGAACAAGGUGCACAGUUCAUCCCUUUUGACAAGGCUGUGAACCUUGAUCUGGAAAAGGCAUUCACUCAGGUCAAAACUGAACUCUUAAUUGAAUGGCAGUCCAAAAGAUGGAGAGUGGAUUUCAAACAAAAUACUGCAACUGACACUCAAGGAAACAUAAUUAACUUGAAAAGGGUUUUGAAAACAGAAGGAAUGGCAACAGACAACAUUCCUAGCCACUGGGAUGACAUGCAAAAAUCACAGUACAAAUUUAUACAGUUACAACAACAAUCCCAAGAAUAUCAGGAAGUAGUGAAAUCAAUAACAACAUCAGAGAACUUAAUGAGACUAAAUAAACCGAUUAAGAUUGUGAAGAUUGAAAGAUUGCAAAACAUGUGCCUUUGGAAGAAUUAUAUGAUUAAAAAACAACAGCUGGAAGAUAAGAAUCCUGUUGGCACUAGUAAUGAACAUGUCCUAUUUCAUGGAACAGCACAAGACACGCUUGAUUCAAUUAACCAUCAUGGAUUUAAUCGUAGUUAUGCAGGAAGGAAUGCCACAGCACUCGGGAAGGGCACCUAUUUUGCAGUAAGUGCAAGUUAUUCUGCUCAGGAAACAUACUCAAGGACUGAUGCUCGUGGAUUUAAGUACAUGUAUCGUGCUCGAGUACUUACUGGAGUCUACUGUCGAGGACAGCCAGGAAUGGUCACUCCCCCUUCAAAAUCUUCAACAAAUCCUACAGACUUGUAUGAUAGCGUCGUUGAUAAUGAACAAAACCCAACAAUGUUCAUCAUUUUCAAUGAUAUUCAAGCCUAUCCAGAAUACUUAAUAACCUUUACAUUAUAGAGUCAUUUUGGAUAGAAAAUCCCAUUAUAAUGGCUUGUUAUGUACUCUUUUACAGUUGUGUUACUCAACUAAAAUUGUUUCUAACUUUCUUAAAACCUUUCAGUCAAUAUUGCAUACUUCUGUCCUGAAAUCAGUUUUUAGAUCAGGAAAAUCAGUCUGAAUAGCUAUUGAAAUUACUAGGUAGCAGGGCCAGAAAACUUUAUUUCAGGUCUAAACAAUAAGUUUUAAUUCUGAUCAAGGAUAAAUUUCUGACUUUGUUAUUUGUAAGUUUCUAACACAAGAUUGUCUUGGACAGUCUCGAGCCAGUUUCAAAUGGGCAUAAGACUUAAGAGUAAACUGCUGAGAGAAAUGACUCUUAGAUUAGCAAAUAAAGAUUAUGUCAAUGCUUUUCAUAGUGUUUUUGAAAUAUAAGUUGAGAGUCUUUUGAAUAUUGAGGCUCCAAGUCUCAGGAGCAAAACUGAUAUCAGCUCCCCUUCAACUUGCUGUAAAGUUCCCAUGUAUUUUUAGUAAAGUGCAGAUUCCCAAAAUAACUCAUGUCCCUGCAUUGAUGUCAGGGCAAUACUAAAAAUUCUCACAAUUCCAUCUGCGCAGAUUUUGAAAAGUCUGCAUGAGGAAUACCUCAUGAAACCUCUGUAGAAUACAAAUUAGUUAAGCUAAAAAGACAGCCGCGGUCUAACUGUUGCUUAGCUGCUGGUAUUUGGUGUUUGUUCUCGCCUUUUUGAUCAGAUCAUCACCAGAUGAAUUCCCUCAACUUUGUUUGGCGACCAACAUUGGAUGUAAUUGUGAUGAUACUUGGAUCUGUGGUCUCCUAAACAGUUACUGAUCUGCUAGAUCAGAUUCAUGAUCAUUUCUGAUGUUAGCUUCUUCUGCUUGGUAGCUACUUACAUAAAGUGAAAGUGGAUGGGUUAUGAUGGGGAAUACUAUAAAUGGAUGAUUAAGCAGUGGUAAGACCAGUAGCGAUGAGCAAAUAUGUAUGCCUAUUGCUUUAACUUUAUUUGAAAAUGUUCCUAAUCAGAAUACUUAGUGGGGAAGCAGAAAUCGGAAAUCCUAAUAGAGAUGACCUACUGGAUCUGAGCUUGCCUGAAUACUCAACUUAUUACUGGAGAAGGCAUCAGAAACAUAGAAAAUGAUGCAGGGAAAGUGAACUCUUUUGAGGUGGAUUAAAGCAGAGAAAGUGUCAGCCUUUGUGUUUAAAAAUUAGGUUCACUGGACUGUCUGACAGGAGUACUUAAAUACAUGAUAAAUUGGUUGAGGUGCUUCUAUUUGUAGCCUUACAAAAGAGACUCGUUUUUUUAGCUUCAUUUGACUAGGACAAAGUUUAGUCUCGUAUUUGACCAUUUUCUCUCUGUGUAAAGGUGUAGUUUGGGAUUUCAACGUACCUGCAAAGACAGACUUUGACAAUAUGUGCAAAGAACCAUUUUCCUAUAUCCACCAAGAUUCUCCUUUAUUUAGUAAUUAGUGGAUUUUAGUAAUUUUUGACACCAGAAGUAAGAAUUGAUGAAUGCUAAUGAUGUUAAAUUCUUUAACUGUCAAUGAUUUCUUUGAAAUAUUCAAAUAUAUCACUGUACAUCACAUUCUUCCUGUUUGCUAUUUAUGUUCGGAAUUGUCAUGCAAAAUCAGAAAUGUGAUUUCUUAUUUUUCCUUGUAUUAACUCUCUGAUUGAAGGUCCAAGACAUACUUGUAAGGCAUAUUUUUAUAUAGAAUUAAUAAAACUACCUGAUGUCCCAA